GGGAGAUGUCUGUGGAUAGAGCUCAAAGGAAGCCCUCAGACAAGAUGGCUACUACCUGGAUGGGGGAUGACCAGGAAGGAAGACUUGACUGAGAGCCGAGGGGUCCUGGAGAGCAUCCAGAGGUUCUCCUUGCUGCCUACCUACCUCCCUGUGACCUACCACAUCAACAACGCCGACGUGUCCUUCUUCCUGAAGGAGGCCAACCAGGACAUCAUGCGCAACUCUAGCCUGCAGUCCCGCGUGGAGUCCUUCCUAAUUUACAGAGCCCAGAGGCUCCCCGUGCUCAGCGCCAGCUACGGGCCCUUCUCCAUCGAGCAGGUGGUGCCUCAGGACCUCCUGCUGCCCUCCAGCCCCUUCGGAGCCACCAGCAAGCUCUCCCUCAACUGGAGGCUGAGGGCGCACAUCCUGCGGGACAAGGUGUACCUGAGCCGGCCCCGGGUGCAGGUGCUCUUCCACCUGCUGGGCCGGGACUGGGCGGCACAGAGCCCCGGCGAGCGGCUGCCCUGCCUGCGGCUGUUCGCCUUCCGGGAGACCCGGGAGGUGCGGGCCGGCUGCCGGCUGCAGGGCGCCCUGGGGCUGUGCGUGGCCGAACUGGAGCUGCUGGCCGCCUGGUUCGGGCCCCCCACCGUGGUGGCCGGGAGGAAGCGGGCGCCCGGGCCGCCCGAGGGGAGCCCCGUGGAGCUCUACUACUCCGUGCAGCCGGGGGAUGCGCGCGGGGACUGUGCGGGCGGCGGCGGCGACGUCAGGAAGGGCAACGCCAUCCGGCCCGGGAAGGACGGGCUGGACGAGGCCGUGCCCCACCUGCAGAGGAUCGGCAGCGUCUUCCUCUAUCAGACGGGGGGCAGACCCGCGCUGCGGGAGCUGCAUUUGGACAGCAACGUGGCCAUCCUGUACUCCGCCAGGACAGCGAGGCAAGGCGAUGUGCUCACCUUCCUUGUGGCCGUGUCCCGGAACUGCAGCGCCGAUCGCUUCACGCUGAGGGCCAAGGUGAAGAAGGGCGUGAGCAUCGUGGGGGUGAGAGCCAGCAGCCCUUCCAUUUGGGAGGUCACAGAGGGCACAGAGUACACUGGCAAGUACGCACCGGCUGUCAUCGUUUGUCAGAAGAAAUCUGCUAGCUCAGAAAACAGUGUGGAUGGAGCCUCCUAUGAAGUCAUGCAGAUCGACAUAGAAAUAGAGGAGCCCAGUGACCCACCGGCCACACAGCUUGUCACGUGGCAGGUGGAAUAUCCAGGAGACAUCACGUCUGACUUGGGUGUAUCCAAGAUCUAUGUGAGUCACAAGGACCUGAUGGGCGUCAUCCCGCUGGCCAUGGAGGCAGAGAUCCUGAACACAGCCAUCCUCACUGGGAAGACGGUGGCCGUGCCCGUGAAGGUGGUCUCGGUGGAGGAGGACGGCACGGUGACAGACCUGCUGGAGGCUGUGGGGUGCCGCUCAUCUGAUGAAGAUGUCAUCAAGGUGUCUGACAGAUGUGACUAUGUCUUUGUCAAUGGGAAGGAAAUGAAAGGCAAGGUGAACGUGGUGGUAAACUUCACCUACCAGCACCUGAGCAGCCCUCUGGAGAUGACAGUGUGGGUUCCCCGGCUCCCGCUGCAGAUUGAGGUCUCAGACACCGAGCUCAACCAGAUCAAGGGCUGGAGGGUGCCCAUCAUCUCCAACAAAAGGCCAGCUCGCGACAGCGAGGAAGAGGAGGACGACGACAGGAGGGGGGGUCGCGGCUGCACGCUCCAGUACCAGCAUGCCAUGGUGCGGGUCUUGACCCAGUUUGUGGCCGAGGCGGCCGACCGCGGCGGGCACCUGGCCCACCUGCUGGGCUCAGACUGGCAGGUGGACAUCACGGAGCUAGUGAAUGACUUCAUGCAGGUAGAGGAGCCCCGGAUUGCCAAGCUGCGAGGGGGACAAGUCCUGAUUGGCCAGGAGCUUGGGAUGACCACCAUUCAGAUCCUGUCACCUCUGUCAGAUGCCAUCUUGGCAGAAAAGACCAUCACCGUGCUAGAUGAGAAGGUGACCAUCACAGACCUUGGGGUCCAGCUGGUGACAGGGCUGUCACUCUCCCUACAGCUCAGCCCAGGGAGCAACAAAGCCAUCUUUGCUACUGCAGUGGCUCAGGAGCUUCUGCAAAGACCCAGACAGGAAGCAGCCAUCAGUUGCUGGGUCCAGUUCAGUGACGGCUCCAUCACCCCCUUGGAUAUCUACGAUGGGAAAGACUUCUCCCUGGUGACCACAUCCCUGGAUGAGAAAGUGGUCUCCAUCCACCAAGACCCCAAAUUCAAGUGGCCUGUAAUCGCUGCUGAAACCGAAGGGCAGGGUGCUCUGGUGAAAGUUGAGAUGAUCAUUAGCGAAUCAUGCCAGAAAUCCAAGCGGAAGAGUGUGCUGGCUGUGGGAACAGCCAAUGUCAAAGUUAAGUUUGGCCAAAAUGAUGCUAACCCCAAUGCCAGUGACAGCAGAUACACUGGCUCAGGAGUUCACCUAGAAGAUAAUGUUGGUGACAGAAGAGCCAAAAAACCCUCUCAAGAAUGGGGGAGUCAGGGGGGACAGUCCUAUGGCAGUUCUUCUAUGGGGCUCGUGGAAGGAAGAGGAUCUACAACAGAGAAGUCAACGUUCCAGAGAAAGAACAGCCAGGGAAGCCUCUUAAUUGAUGACAGCCAUCUGCAGACCAUCCCCAUCGACCUCACCAGCUUCCCCACCCAGGGGGACCUGCCCAGAGACAAUGGGGAGAUGGACGAGAAUGGCCUCACCCAGGCAUCCAAAGGGCUGAGUGACCUGGAGAUCGGCAUGUACGCUCUGCUGGGGGUCUUCUGUCUGGCCAUUAUGGUCUUCCUCAUCAACUGCGUGGCCUUUGCGUUGAAGUACAGGCGCAAACAGGUUCCCUUCGAGGAGCAAGAAGGUAUGAGUCACUCCCACGACUGGGUUGGGUUGAGCCACCGGUCGGAACUGCUGGAGAUCCACACGAACUUUGCGUCCUCCCAAGAUGAGCAGAUCACUGCCAUUGACAGGGGCAUGGAUUUCGAAGAGAGUAAGUAUCUCCUCAGCACAAACUCCCAGCAGAGUAUCAAUGGGCAGCUGUUCAAAUGCUCGGGACCCCCAGCUGCUGAUGGGAAGGAUCAGAAAAGUGAGCCCCCAACGUCCCCUACCUCGAAACGGAAAAGAGUAAAAUUCACCACGUUCACCACCAUCCCCUCGGAUGAAGGAUGUCCCACUGUGAACUCCAUAUCGACCAGUGGUGAGGAUGUGAGCUGGGUCUGCCAGGACCUGGACCCUGAGGAGAGCAGACAGCCACACAGCUACAUGGAAAGGUUACAUGAGGAUGUGUAGCCGGACACUUGCAGACGCUGGUUCUCACUCACCUCUCAGCCUUUAAUUUGGGGAUGUGUGGCAAGGGUGUCCCCGGGAAAGAGUGAAGUGACAGGACCACAUAAGAUCGCCCCGAUAUCAGGAGAGCCCUGGUAGACAACACCUAUCCCAUGUCAGGAUUGGUGCACACGUUCUGGCAUCCAGUGUCUUGGCCGGUGUUACGAGACGGAUUGUGCACAGCAAGAUUUUUAAAACUUGGAAGAAAAAAUGAGUUCUGAAUCACUGAGCUUCUGAGAGGUUCCAGGAGAGAACAGCCCCCCUCUGUCCGCCCCUCUCUUUCUCUCUUUAAUCAAAGCCCUGUGGAUGUUGUGGAAUCCACAUGGGUCCAGAAUUCACUAUCCGCAGACUGCAGAACGCCAAGACUCAGGGGCAUCGAUGGGAGUGGAUGGAUGGGAGGCAGUGAGUGAUUUGAGCCGAGGCACACAUCCCAUCGCGAGUGGGACCAGGGGCAGCGUCCUGAGUGUGGGCAGCUCCCAGCGGGUGUCACGGCGGGAUGUCAUCUUCCCUAGACCCAGGCACUGCAGCUGCUGACAGGCAUUGAAGGGGAGCACAUGGGCAAGUAGGCCACAAGUCUUUUUGUAACUAGAUAUCCAGAACAAACGAACAAACCCUCUGGGCAAUGUGGGGCAUUUCUUUCUUUAUAAACGAGGGAUAUAGGGCACAGGAUGUCAAUCCUGUUCAAAGAACCAGGCUUUGGGGGGCAAGAUCGCUGUGUUUGAAUCUGUACUCCACUGCCCUGCCAGCUUUCUAAAAGCUGCCGCUCACCCGUAGGCACUGGGUGCCUUUCCAGCACCCACCCUCUCCCCGUGGCCUGUGCAUCAGUUCCAGGUGACAUUCUGCAGUGGGCCCACCAGGCAAACAUCACUCGUGUCCUUUCCUUGAAGAGGCGGAUCUUAGAGGAAAAGCGGUUGUCACGGCGAAUUCAACACCAAGGGACACUGGUCCCUCUGCUCCUCUGGAAGGACCAGAGAGCCGUUUUGUGACGGCCCUGUGGACGGCCACACCAGGUCUCCGUCCACACUGGGUCCCCCCGGACCCAGCUGCAGAGAUUAACGUGGGUGUCGGUGUGGUGUGGGGGGCACUGGGGAGCUUGGGUGAGCCGGGGCCCGCCGUGCUGCAGGUGGGCCUCAGGAGGCCCAUCCAUACCCCUGUGCGGGCUUGGACAGAUGGAGGGACAGAGGUGCCUGCCCUUGGGGGAGAGAGAGAGGCCCUGCCUGUCCUGAGAGCUUUAAUGUGGUUGUUUGAAAUCAGAGUGAUUUUGAAUGUGUCCCAAACUCCCUGCACAGGUAUGGAGCCGGUAAGAAGGUCAGGUGUGGGGAGAGAGGAGCGGGUUCCUGUCCCGGCUCCAGCUCCCACCAAGGCGGGAGGAGCAGGAGGUCCCAGGCAAGGAGGGCCAGACCCAGAGAGCACAGCAGGGGGAGCACAGCGAGGCCGGCUCUCUCCCAGUCCCUGCCCUCUGUCACUUUGUCUUUCUGCUCCGUGAUGCUCUUCUCUGCUUUCUCUCCUUCUCUCUGUGUCUCUGUCUCUCCCUGACCCUAUUUCUCUGCUUCCUCUGUGUCUCUCCCUCCCCCUUCUCAUUUCCUUCUUCUUCUCCCCUUCCUCCUUCCUCACACCCCCUCUCUAAUGAAUAUAAUUGAAUUCCCCUUAGAUCACGGGUGUCACUUCCACCAGCUCAGCCUUCCCACCUUAGCACCCCCUAAAUGAGGUGCUCCCCAUUUGCUCUUCCACUGGGAUUCCAGCAGCCCUGAGCCACCUGCUCCCGUCCCCGAGUCUACUCACCUUGUCUGGUUGGGCGAUGACACUGUCAGCCCUUCUCCAUGACUCUCCUUUGCUUUCAGUCGACUUCCUGAUAUUUCUUUCCCUUCGUACCUGCGUGAUGUCCAAUUUCAUGUGGCAGCUGCUGCCCACUCUCACAUCCAUCCCCCUGCAGAAUGUAUUGUAGAUCGUAAGAAUGUAAUAUAUGUUUAUACACUUACCGACUGUAAAUAUAAAGUUUGCAUUCAGCAGCUUUAUGGCUGUCCUUUUUUUUUCUACACACUGAAACCCUCCGAGGGGCUGGCGCCCGAUUGCAGAUGGCUCUCCAAAUGCUGUGGCUUUGGUAAAUGAAAAUGCAGAUUUAAGGAUCCCAGCACAAUCCAAUUACACUCUUACAUGGUGUAAUGUUACUCUCUGCAUCAAGACAAUGUUGACACAUGAUGACAAAGUGUAUUAUGUACUAACUAUCUGUCCUUCAAGACCUGAAAGGAUUUUCAAAUAAAUCACAUGUGCAAUUCCCUGCUAAAAGCCUGCUGACUGAUGGUGGUAAGUGAGAACCAUGUCAGGCAAGCGUAUAUCCCAGCUCCCUCUGGGCUGCAGCAAGCAAAAUUGCUGUCCUUCCUUUGGAUCUCACACAUAUAUUCAGAUGUCAGCUUCCUGAGGUGUGCCCACGGUGGCUCUGGGCUGAAUGAAAAAGGCUGAUUUUUAGAUUCCUCCAAUGGCCAAAUGCAGCCUGAGACCAUUCCACAGAAAGAGAAGUUGUAUGAAAUCCUUGGAUCCAUGCAACAGUAUCAAAUGAUAGAUCACUUACUUAUUCACCUGGUAUUUACUGAGCACCUACCAUGUGCUUAGACCUGUUGCAGGCACUGGAGAUGGUGCACUGAAUGUGACAUGACUGCUCUUGAGAAUGUUACAGCUAACCAGGCAAGGGAUGACAUCAAAAUAAAUUUCAGAUCCAUCAUAAAUUAUAGAAAGGAUGAUAAAACAGAUUACAGAAUAGACAAAAACUGAGUCAAUAUUGAACUAUUUUCUUUUGAAAACAGACACUUUGGUAAAAUGAGGCUUACAACCCCACUUGGCCCUCAUUGGAAACAGUGGAUUUGCUAUUGCCACCUCCGGACAGGACACCCAGAUUGUCUCCCUGACUGACUUGCCAUCUUUGCUAUCACUUUCCCUAGAAUAGAGAAGUAGUCCUUCCUGGUCACAUCUCUACCCAAAAGUGCAAAAAGAAAAUAUAGGCAGAGGGACGUUGUGUGUUCCCAAGACAAUUAGGGAAAAGUCUAUUGCUGUUCGAAAGAGAGAACAGCCCUGUGUGUCUCCCAUGAAAACACAGACCGUUGUUGUCUAACAAACACGACUUCACACAGCCUGUAACGCCGUCUCUGUGCUCGGAACUCAAGAAAGAAGAAGCGAUCUGAAAGUCUUGACAAAACGCUUUUCCAACAGAGUGCCUUUUGAAUGUGAAUAAAGUGCAGCUGUCCUGCUUUCCCCCACACCCGCCUGCAUCCUUGUUUCUGCUCCCGUGGGGCCCUUGGAGCCAGUGAGCUCCCCACCUGCUGACGGAGACCCCCAGAGCAGCAGGAGCCGUGCCCUUCGUGUUGGUCGUGGCUGGCCUGUCGUGGUUGGUCUGUCGUCAGGUGAGUUGGGCCGCCAGGGCCGCCUCCACGCUUCCCCAGACCUGGGGCUGUGAAAACAGAAAUUUCCUUUCUUACAGUCUGGAGGCUAGAAGUCCCAGGGUCAGCCGGCAGCAGGGUCGGCUCCUUCUGAGGCCGUGGGGGAGACUGUUCCAGGCCCCUCUCCAGCUCCUGCUGAUUUGCUGGCCGUCGUUGGCACUCCUUGGCUUGUAGAUGCUUCACCCCCACACCGCCCUCAUGUUCACAUGGCAUUUCCACACGCUGUGUGUGCAUCUGUGUCUGAAUUCAUCCUUUUAUCAGGACACCAGGUGUAUCGGAGUGGGGUACAAAUUGCAUCUGCAAGGAUCUUGUUUCCAAAUAAAGUCCCACCUACUACUGAAGAUUAGGACUGCAACACAAGAAUUUGGGGGAACACAUUUCAACCUAUAAUGCCCAUCUCUGGCCCAAGGUCUGGGCAGCUCCACUUGUGAGCAGAUUGAGGGCAGCUGACUACAACACAGGCCAACCCAGCAUUGGGCAGGGGCCCACCAUGAGCCCGUCCACAAAAGUCUUUACAUACCCUCUGUCCACACCCACUUUACAAGCGGGGCUGUGCCAGGACACCCUGAGAGUGCCAGGGAGCAUGUAUCUGUUUCCUCUGGGAAGGUUCAGAACUGUGAAUGACCUUGUUAGUCACUUCCCAGGUAUGGUCAUGAUCUCCUCUCCAGGGGAUCCCCCCAGCCAUUGUAGCAGCAGCCAGCAGGGCUCUGGUAGGAUGGGAGUGACCAGGAGUACACCCCAGGGCAGCCUGUGUCCCCAAGUCCAGCGAUCAUGGAUGAUUUGGAUUUGCCCUGGGGGUGACUAAGGGGUGAUGGAGAAAUGGGUAGUGGGAAGAGGAUGCUGUGGCCAGAGGUCUAAUGGAAGUCUGCCUUGGAGCAGUAGAACUCCUGCCUGAACCAAGACCCUCCUCUCAAAGUCCUGCCCUACACCUGCCCUACAUGUGGCCCUACACCUGCCCUAUACCUGGCCCUACACCUGCCCUACAUCUGGCCCUAUACCUGCCAUACCCCUGCACCAAAUCUGGCCUUACACCUGCCCUAUAUCUGGCCCCAACUUAUGUGUUUAUGAGGGAAAAAACACAAAUAUGUGUGUCAUACAUGUAUGAGUAGGAGAAGGAAAAGGCCAGAGCUACAUGAAUUUGGGGAGAUGUGUUCAUUUCCCUGGGGCUGCCAUAACAACUGUCCAUAGACUGGGAGACUUAAAACAAUAGGAACUGCCCCACUGUCCUGGCAGCCAGAUGCCCCAUAUCCGAGUGUGUUGGCAGAGUUGGAUCCCCCUGAGGGCUAUGAUCAAGUCUGCCAUGCAUGCCUCUGCCCUAGGUACUGGUGGUCCUGGCAAUGUCCUGUCACCACACCUCCUUCUGUCUGCUCCCUGGGUCCAAAUAGUCCUCCUCCUACACAGACAUAAGUCACUGGAUUAGGAUCUGCCCUGUUCUAGUUUGACCACAUCGUAACUCACUUCCAUCUGCAGAGACCCUUUCCUAAUCAAGUCAUAUUCACAGGUUCUGAGGGCCAGGACUGCAGUAUAACUUGGGGGUUCAGGGAUAUGAUUCUACCCUAUUCCAAGGACGAAGCAGUCCCCUCAGAUGGGAAGAAGACCGGUCUUGAUGUUGGAUUUAGUGAGAAUCUUUUCAUUGCAAAUGAUAUUUUUAAAAAAAUUUUUAACUGGGCUUCAGAAAGGAAAAACAAUAGAAACACAGAAUUUAGUCUUCUGAAGGCUGCACAAGCAAAGGUGCGUCCUACUCCCAGAGUGGUUGAUCUGGGGGGUCCUGUGUUACCUGCACCAUGUCCAAGCUCUGCGCUUACCUGUUUGACUUCAUUCUCAGGCAGAGCUCUUCCACACAAGGGCUUCCAGAAGUUCCAGCCAUGUUAGUUUCCCAGCUAAGAAUCUGAGUAAAGACAGAAGCCGUCCCCUCAUCUUCAGAAAAAGGCCCUUAAUUGACCCCUGAAGGCCUGUUUGCAUCACAAGCUGAAGUGAAAUCAAAUCUGUCGCCUGCAAGCUCAGAGGGCCCAGGCCUUGCUCACGGGUAUCUCCUUCCAGGCCUGGAAGCUGGGAAGGGAGUAAGCCCCCAUCUACACCACAUGGGCUACACCACAUGGGCUCAGAACAGAGAGGGGACGGUGUCCAAGAGGAAAAUCAAAAGACUUUUGCCGUAAGAAUAGAUCUGGUCCUGCCACACAGUUGACGCAGUUGAUGUGCUACUGUUUCCUUGCUUUUUCCACACCCCCCAUGCUGGAGCCAUAAAUACAGGACUCCAGAAAAUCGAGGGCCAGGCUGUGGAAGGGAGACCAAGCCUUCUUCAGAGAUAACCUGCGUGAAGAGUACAGUGGAGCCCCACCACUCCGGCUGGGUCCCCCUGAGGGUCCCAUGGGCCACAUGCUCUGUGUCACUGCCUCUUUCUCGAUCUGCCAGACUUUGGAUUUCUUGUGGCUGCUUUUCUCUGAUGUUCAGUCAAGUCUGAUCCACCAGUUAUGCAAACGGACUCAAAGCACCGUGGUUUGGUUCAUAACUUUAAAAGCUCCUGCCUUGUUCUACGUUGCUCUCCCUGCAUUCAGAGUAUUUCAUGGCUUUUAAAUGAAUCUAUGAAGUAGACAGUUGAUGUUUGUUAAAAGAAAAUUAAUAGAGUGACCUUUUUAAAACAUAAAUCAUGUCACUCCCAGCUUAAAACCCUCCAAUGAUGCCUAUACGUCCUCCAGUGGAGUCCAGAGUCCAGACCAAGGCCCACAGGCACCCAGUGACGUGGUGCCACCCAUCACCCCAUCCUCAUCCCGCCCCUGUCCUGCUCUCCCACUAAGUCCCAGACUCAUUGGUCUCCUUUGGUCUUUUCCCCUCAUAAAACAGGCUCAUCUGCACCUUGGAACCUCUGCCUGUGUAAGCUCUCCUCAUCAUUCAGCCCCCAGCUCCUACGUCCCUUCCCUUGGCCUGCUCUGAUGACCUUAAAGAAGCUUCGCCCUCCUCUUCCUUCCCCACCCAACCCUCUCCCUUUCUACCCUUCAUGGUUCUCAGGGCACUCUGGAGCUGUGCUUUCUAAGUAUGUUCUCUCUUGCUUGUUGUGUGCCUUACCUUAUAGAAUAUACUUCAAAAGAGCAAGGAUCUCAUCCAACCUGCUCUCUGCUAUAUACCCCAUGACUGGAGCCAUGCCUAGCAAGUCAGCAGCCAGUAAGCAAGCAUUUUUGGGUGGAUGGAUGGGGGGAUGGGAGAUAGAUUGAUGGGGAGAUGAGGAGGAUGGAUGGAUGGAUGGAUGGAUGGAUGGAUGGAUGGAUGGAUAGGUGAACAGAUGGACAGAUGAUUUUAUGUUUGGAUGGAUUGAUGGGAAAACAGAUGGACAAUGAAUGGUUUAUAGAACAGAGGUGAUAAAGGCAUCAUCUAAUAAAUUAAGUUGGUCACGUGGUGGGAACCAGGAAACUGAACUGUUGCCAGGGAAAUUCUAAAAAGGCAUCUAGCUAACUGCUGCACCAUAUGGAUGUGACACCAACCUCUUCCUCUGGGCCAAAUAGGCAAGUCCAGAUUUGGUCACUUUACAGGAGGGAAAAGUAAGUCAGAAGCAAUACCUGCCCUCAGGAGACACACAGAUGAUAAUACCUGCCCUUGUCUCUUUCUUAAGACCUUUGCUGGUUUACUUUGAUUUUCUGAGCUUCUGCAUGCAGAGUGCAGUAUGAACUCAGUGUCCCUCUUCUUCCCAGAUUAAUCUCAGGGUUGUGCCAGUCAUGCUGUACACACGAGUGUCUGCAAAGUCUGCUGACGAGCAGAACUUCCCCGGCUCUCUCCUGCCGGGGGAAGGAGACAGGAAGGGGAUCCCUUCCUCUCUAGCACCCCCUCCCUGUACUGGAAGUUUUUGGGCACAUGGGAGUUGGGGCAGUCCAAGCCUGCCUUGUGGUGCACUUGGGACCCUGUGACUGACAGUGACGAGGACAGUGCACAGUAACAACAGUGACAAGGACUGUGCACAGUAACAACAGUGACGAGGACUGUGCAUAGUAACAUCCCAAUGGGGGCUAUGAGGAGUGAGUGGGAGUUCCCCACACUUGGCCCCCGUGGUGGCAGGAGGAGUGUAGCCUGCAGAGCACCCCACCCUCACAUGCCCCUCUUGACAUGAGAUAGAUCUGUGUUCCUUACACCACUGCUCUUGUGCUUUAUUUAUUACUGUAGCAGCAACCUGAUUGAUACAGCCCGUUAAAUACAAUACAUUCAUUAGAUGCUACUUAGUUCGCUGAGUGGCUGGCUUCCUGAGAACAGACCUUCAUGCUGAGGUGAGAACUUGGGGGUGUGGGGAAGCAACAGGAUUCCUCCCCCCCACCCCGUCAGGUGCCCCCGGGGACCUGGUCUGGAAAAGCAGAACAGAUGCACCACCUAGACAGUGGGGCCUCUUCUUGAUUCUGAGACCAGCUUAAGGAAAACACGGGGGACCCCUUGCCUGCCGCUGUGAACUAAUUAGCUGGCCCAGGACUGUCUGCUUUGUUCCAUCCCCCAAGACUCGCCCCAGAGGCCUCUGUGCCACCUGGCUCUCCCGGCCGCGCUGCUGGCGCCUUCCCCGCGUGCCCUCGGAGGACUCGGGGCUGCAGGUGCCGUGGCGGCUCAGGCCUACCUCGCUGUGCCCACCCUCCGGGCAGCCGCAGGGAAGGGAGGGGACGGGGCUCUCCUGCCCCUUCCCAGCGGGGGCCGGGGCCGACCACCGGCUCUGACCUCAGCGUGGCCUCAGCUGCUGGGACCAAAGCUCACAAUGAAGAUGAGAUCCUGUGCGUGUUGGCCAUGUCUAUGUCUUCCUCUGUGAGAUUUCUGUUCAUGUCUUUUGCCCAUUUCAUGAUUGGAUUGUUUGUUUCUUUGGUGUUGAGUUUAAGAAGUUCUUUAUAGAUCUUGGAAAC
Molecule: messenger RNA, 11641 nt
Organism: Canis lupus familiaris (dog)
Lineage: Eukaryota; Metazoa; Chordata; Mammalia; Carnivora; Canidae
Gene: TMEM132D
Product: transmembrane protein 132D
Exons: 9
Coding region: 67-3312 (1081 amino acids)
Source: RefSeq, a predicted model, not a curated record